CAGCUGAUGUUCAGGCAUGCCGCAGGCUCCACAUGACCUGAUACCAAAUAAAAACAGGGCUUACGUGGCUGCAUCUGUCAGUCGAACGAACCCUCAACUUGUCCGUCCACUCUUCGGCUGAGCUAACCUCGAUUACUCAACAGUCAAGAUGAGUCAGCAGCAGUGCUCUGGAUCCUGUUACCUGCCCUAUGUAUAUGGGCCAACGGUGAAGCCCUACCCCAACUUCAAUGCCAACAAUGAUGCAGCUGCUCUGCAAAAAGCCAUCACCACCAAAGGUGUGGAUGAAAAGACCAUUAUCAGCAUCCUGACCAACCGCACAAAUACCCAGCGCCAAGAAAUCAUCAAGUCUUACAAGAACGCCACCUCCAAGGACCUUGCGACAGACCUGAAGGGUGCCCUCUCCGGACACCUGGAGACAGUCAUCCUUGGACUGCUCAUGACUCCAGCCAUCUAUGAUGCACACAUCAUCCGGCAGACCCUGCAGGGGCUGGGAACGGACGAAGAAUGUCUGAUCGAGAUGCUCGUCACCCGCGAUAACCUCCGGCUGAGAAGCAUGGCGGUUGCCUACAAGUCCGAGUUUAAAUCGGACAUGAUGCAAGACAUCGCUAAGGACACUUCCGGGGAUUUCCAAAAACUUGUACUGGCCCUGGCGAAAGGUGCCAGGAUUGAAGACUCAACAAAGGACCAUGACUUGGUUGACGAGGAUGCCAGGGAGCUGUUUGAAGCGGGCGUUAAAAGAAAGGGAACGGAUGUGGGAAAAUUCAUCACCAUCAUGUCCCAACGGAGCUUCUCUCAUCUGAAGAAAGUGUUUGAGGCUUACAAGUCAUACUACCCUGCCGGCAUUGUGGACAGCUUCGAAAAGGAGGUGGGAGGUGACCUGCGCAACGCCUUUGUGUCCCUUGCCAAAGCCAUCAAUUACACGCCUGGGUUCUUUGCUGAAAAACUGCAUGAUUCCAUGAAGGGUCUGGGGACCAAGGACCACAUGCUGAUUCACAUUAUGGUGUCUCGCUGUGAGCUUGACCUGCUGCACAUUCGCACCGAGUUCAAGAAGAAAUACAAGAAGUCUCUCUACUCCGCCAUUGCGAGUGACACCAACGGGGACUACGAGGUUGCCCUGUGUAACCUGUGUGGUCAGGAUGACGUGUAAUCAUUUUAUUGGACACCGUAAAUGAUUCCUCCUCGCCAUUUGUGUAAAAUCAGCUCGCAUUGCUGUUUGAAUUCCCAUUUGAAUGGGCGGAAACCCCAACGAAAUGACAGAAUGAACAUUACAUUAGGUUUCGGCUUUCUCAUUUACAAUCUGCUUCAUUGUAGUGUUGGAAUUUAAUGAUAUCUUAGAGUGUAGUUUUAGUGGCCUAAUCGCAGUUCAAGCAAAAGACUUUGUUGCCUCGGUGUAGCUUGCAAAUUUUAUCUAUAGGCGCAGCGUGUUUUGGGUUUAGUGGAACGAGGUGUAUUUUUUGCCGCUGUUUUUAGGCAUCUUCAAUGCAUAUUAUUUGGGUCUUUCGGUUAAAGUCACGUAGAUAGGUUAACAAAAAUAACUACGACGUUUCGAUCGUCACACAAGCGGUCGUCAUCCUGAUGACCUAUCUACGUGAUUUUACCGAAAGGCCCAAAGAGUAUGAAUUCCUGCAGUCACGAAAGCUUUAAGUCAAGAUCUGCAAUGCAUUUACGCAGACUACUUUUAGAAUGUUAAUUUAGUUACAGGGUUUUAUCUGAAAAGUCGUUGUAGAAUAAUGACAAUUCUCUGCGCAUUAGAAACGGUUAAUGCAGGUGUUGAGGGGGGGUCACAUUAGGACAUACGUGGGUGAGGACGUUUCGUGCCAAUAUAAUUUUUACUUUACCAUUUAUACCUUAAAAAAG
Molecule: messenger RNA, 1857 nt
Organism: Petromyzon marinus (sea lamprey)
Lineage: Eukaryota; Metazoa; Chordata; Hyperoartia; Petromyzontiformes; Petromyzontidae
Product: annexin A2-like
Cellular component (GO): nucleus; vesicle membrane; plasma membrane
Molecular function (GO): phospholipase inhibitor activity; phosphatidylserine binding; calcium ion binding
Source: RefSeq, a predicted model, not a curated record